Messenger RNA from Coniosporium apollinis CBS 100218, 663 nucleotides. RefSeq names its product GTP-binding protein ypt5. Bases 1 to 663 code for a protein of 220 amino acids. The transcript is spliced from 4 exons. The record is from RefSeq and is a predicted model, not a curated record. Lineage: Eukaryota; Fungi; Ascomycota; Dothideomycetes. Gene Ontology annotation, molecular function: GTPase activity; GTP binding.
AUGUCAGCCAGGAUGCCACAAGGCGGUCGUCAAGGCGGCUCGCGCUUCGCCCAGUUCAAAUUGGUCCUUCUGGGAGAGUCCGCUGUAGGAAAGAGUUCACUCGUACUCAGAUUCGUCAAAGACCAGUUCGACGACUAUCGAGAGUCAACAAUCGGUGCCGCCUUCCUGACACAGACCAUCGCCCUCGACGAGUCCACGACUGUCAAGUUCGAGAUAUGGGACACCGCUGGCCAAGAGCGCUACAAGUCCCUGGCACCCAUGUACUACCGCAACGCCAACUGCGCCGUUGUAGUGUAUGAUAUCACGCAAGCCGCAUCUCUAGACAAAGCGAAAGCAUGGGUAAAAGAACUACAACGCCAAGCCAACGAGAACAUCAUCAUCGCGCUCGCAGGCAACAAGCUUGAUCUCGUCACAGACAGCCCCGACAAGCGUGCGAUACCAGCCGCGGACGCCGAGCAGUAUGCCAGGGAGGCCGGGCUGCUUUUCUUUGAGACCUCCGCAAAGACGGCGGAGAACGUGCGGGAAUUGUUCACGGCUAUCGCGAGGAAGCUGCCGCUUGAUCAGGCAGGACCGAGGAACAUUAGGUCGGGCGUCCAGCGCUCUGGUGUGGAUUUGAGGCCGGAAGCGUCGAAUACGCAAGGGGCUGGGGGAUGCAACUGCUAG